Messenger RNA from Balearica regulorum gibbericeps (East African grey crowned-crane), 693 nucleotides. The record is from RefSeq and is a predicted model, not a curated record. NCBI's taxonomy places the organism in Eukaryota, Metazoa, Chordata, Aves, Gruiformes, Gruidae.
GUGAAGAGUGAAGGCCCCAAACUGGUGCCCUUCUUUAAAGCCACUUGUGUCUAUUUUGUCCUCUGGCUGCCAACUUCCAGCCCCUCCUGGUUCAGUGCCCUCAUCAAAUGUCUGCCCAUCUUCUGCCUAUGGGUUUUCCUUCUGGCUCAUGGAAUUAACUUCUUAGUGUCACACCGGAGUGCCAGCCGCAUCCUAGCGGGACUCAUAUUCUCGGCAGUGGGAGAUGCCUUUCUCAUCUGGCAGGAGCAGGGCUACUUCAUUCAUGGUCUGCUGAUGUUUGCCAUCACACACAUCCUGUACUCUUCAGCCUUCGGCAUGAAGCCUUUGGACCUCAAAGCCGGCUUGUUGAUGGGCCUCGUUUCCAGUUCCUGUUAUGCCUUCCUGUACUCCUACCUCUCAGGCCCAUUCACCUACCUGGUAGCUGUCUACAUCGCCUUGAUUGGCUUCAUGGGCUGGCGAGCAGUUGCCGGUAUGCAGCUGUGCAACGACCUCUGGACAUGGACCAAGCUCUCGGCCUGCAUCGGCGCGAUGCUGUUCAUGGUGUCAGAUCUGACCAUUGCACUUAACAAGUUCUGCUUUCCUGUGCCCUACUCGCGCUUCAUCAUCAUGGCUACCUACUAUGCAGCCCAAAUGCUUAUUGCACUGUCAGCUGUAGAGACCAGAGAUGAAGAGGACUUCAGAAAGAGGAGCUAG